AUGGACGAGAGCAAGGACCCUAUGAAAUCCACAUGGCGCCUCCGUGACAGGCGUCUAUGGAAACACCACCACUGGGUCAUUGAACGAUUAGGCUUACAACAUGUCGACCUAAACCAAAAAGUGCCGAUACAUGAGAAGGGAGAUCCAGUUCCCUACGUACCCCAUUGGCAAUUUCAUCGGUGGAUAAUGGUUCACGCCUGCAUACCGCUCGUUAUGCAUCAAACUUUCGUGUCUUGCACAGGAUUCAACCUUCACCCAGUGGUUGCAUUUAUCUUCUACGCUGCAGCCAUUAAACUUAUCGCAAUCCAUCAAAUCAAUAUGCUCCGUGAUCUAGGCCAUAUUCACGGCUUUCUCGACGGCGACAAACACGAACGCGAUGGCGUACCUGACAGAAGUGUCAAGAAAGUCCUUCGGUCCCUUGUUUCGACUUCAACAUUUCGUUCGAUGAUGGCCGUUAUUUUAGCAUACAAAAGUCAAGAUGCUCCGCUAACAAUCGGUUGGAAACCUUUGGUUCUUGAAAUUGGCCUCUACGGAGUUGUGUUGGACUUUUGGUUUUAUUGGUACCACAGACUCAUGCAUGAGAUCGACUCCUUGUGGCGGUACCACCGUACACAUCACUUAACGAAACACCCGAAUCCGCUUCUCACGUUAUUCGCUGAUUCCGAACAAGAGUUCUGGGAUAUAGCCGGCAUACCACUCUUGACAUAUAUUACGCUAAAAGCUAUGGGAUUGCCCAUGGGGUUCUACGAGUGGUGGCUCUGCCAACAAUACGUCAUUUUCACGGAGUUGUGUGGCCAUAGUGGUCUUCGCAUCUACGCCACUACGCCAAACCCAUUUGCUUGGCCUCUCAGACUACUCAAAUCCGAUCUCGUGCUAGAGGACCAUGACCUCCAUCACCGAAGAGGAUGGAAAAAGAGUGGCAACUACGGCAAACACACUAGAUUGUGGGACCGUGUUUUCGGAACUUGUUUGGAUCGAAUCGAAUGCCCAGAUAACAGCAUUGACUAUGUAAACACUGUGGUUCUUCCGUUGAUUUGA
This is a messenger RNA of Colletotrichum truncatum, 1038 nucleotides long. Its product is annotated as fatty acid hydroxylase superfamily protein. Gene Ontology annotation, molecular function: iron ion binding; C-4 methylsterol oxidase activity. The record is from RefSeq and is a predicted model, not a curated record. NCBI's taxonomy places the organism in Eukaryota, Fungi, Ascomycota, Sordariomycetes, Glomerellales, Glomerellaceae. Gene Ontology annotation, biological process: ergosterol biosynthetic process. Gene Ontology annotation, cellular component: endoplasmic reticulum membrane.